AUGGCUUAUCUCGGUCUAGUCAAAACCGAGGGAAUGUUCACGGCAUAUCAGGACUUGGUGAAAAGUGAUUUAUUGCGGAUUAUCGAGGGCAAGCGGAAGGUGACGCUUCUCCUGACUUUCAUACCAGGGUCACUUAUAAUUUACUUCGUUAUGUAUCCCAAAACCACGUACAUAGUAAACGCGUCAGGGCUUCAAAACGUGGUCCACCCGGCCAUGUACUUCGACGAAAUCAAGCACCUUAUCGAACAGGAAGCCUCUGCCCAGGACUUCUUCCAUACGGUGACCUACCGCCGUUGGACGCAUAUCGGUGAAGAAACCGGCGCUCUGUGUAAGACGAUCGCCGUGGACAAGGUUUCGGUCAAAGUGCCAUCCAAAGAAAAGGAUGCGCGCAUUGUGUUCGGUAAGUAUGUGGGAUAUUGCCCGGAAUACAAAUUGGUGACCAUCUUUGAUACCAUGAUGAAAAUCGUCACAACGACGAAUGCGUGUUCAUUUGUGGAGUGCGAAGUUGGCAGAGGCGAAUGGCCUCAAGUGAUUCAGCAGCUGCCCAUGUCGGUGUAUUUUGUGGUUAUGACUCUGAGCUGGAUCAUAAGAGUGUUGAGCCCCUGUUACAGCCCAUCUAGGCAUGGACUUCCAUCCGGAGGAAGAGCUGACUAG
Messenger RNA from Aspergillus tanneri, 654 nucleotides. RefSeq lists its product as uncharacterized. Lineage: Eukaryota; Fungi; Ascomycota; Eurotiomycetes; Eurotiales; Aspergillaceae. The record is from RefSeq and is a predicted model, not a curated record. Bases 1 to 654 code for a protein of 217 amino acids. The transcript has a single exon.